UCAGGUUUUGCAAGCAAUCGCUUGCGUGGUCUCGAGCUAAACGAACAUUAUGAUAAGUUUAAUAUUCUUGUUGGUUGGAGUAGCGGGUCAAGUGCCUUUCUUAGGUCCUUGUCCAGAAAUAGAAACAAUGGACAGAUUAGAUGUUAAUAGGUAUAUGGGUAAAUGGUAUGAAGCUGAAAGAUAUUUUGCGGUAUUUGAAUUCGGUGGAAAAUGCGUUACAGCUGAUUAUGUCCCUAGUAAAGAUGGGUCGAUAAAUAUAAUUAAUCAACAAACCAGCGCAUUAACCGGUAUACGAUCAACAAUCGAAGGAAAAGCGAAUAUGAACGGUAGAUCUGAUGAUCCAAAGUUAACAAUCACCUUUCCACAACUUCCGCUCAACUUACAAUCGCCGUAUUGGAUUUUAGAUACUGAUUAUGACACUUAUUCCGUGAUUUGGUCCUGCAAUAAACUUGGGAUAUUUAGUUUAAGAAACGCCUGGAUUUUGACCAGAUCCAAAAAACCGGCGUUAUCAUCCAUGGAGAAAGCUUACUCUGUUUUAGAUAGAAACUCUAUAAGUAGGGCUUAUUUUAUACGAACCGAUCAAAAAAAUUGUCCGGGAAAAAAAUAAUUUUUCUUUUAUUUAUUGUAAAUAACAUAUUUAUUGUUUCUUUAUUUAAAUAAAAUUAAUUUUUCUACACAGCUCUGUUGUGUCCUGUCAAUAAAAGUCAGGAUUUUCACUACUAC
Onthophagus taurus is the source of this 723-nucleotide messenger RNA. Its product is annotated as apolipoprotein D-like. Gene Ontology annotation, biological process: tissue regeneration; lipid metabolic process; response to reactive oxygen species. The record is from RefSeq and is a predicted model, not a curated record. Gene Ontology annotation, cellular component: cytoplasm. Gene Ontology annotation, molecular function: lipid binding. Lineage: Eukaryota; Metazoa; Arthropoda; Insecta; Coleoptera; Scarabaeidae.